AUGAAGCGGCUUGAAAUAGACAGUGAGUCAGUCUUUGAAGAUUGGCUGAAGGAAGAGGAGGAGUACCUCGCAACAUUAUCGGAGGAACCACUGCAUGAGACUCUUGAGAUGGAGUAUUACACAGCUCUUUUAGAGCUGUUUACAUUACAAGCUUUGGUGGAUGAAGCUAUCCAAACUUGGACAAUCGUGACAGCAGAAACAAUUGACAGGCAAACUCACAAGACAGAGACCACCCGCCAACAUCUUGUAGAGAAGCGAGACAAUACACUCAAGACAGUUCAAAUUCUCGAGGCACAUUUGGAGACUCAACGCUGGGAGAUUGGAUGCAAGAAAUGGCAUGCCAUUGACAACCUGGAGCACCUGGUCAUAUCUUGGAUCUUCGAAUUGACGAAGAUGAAUAUGUCACACACUGGCUAUAAAAUGAGGAAGCAUAUUGGGAAGGCUCUGCAAUCACGCUUGCAGGCCAUAUGGACAGCGUUAGAGCGAUACAAUAAUGCAGCUUGUGCUCUGGAUCCACCUCGUGCUACCCUCCGAUGGGAACAGGUCAUUGAUUAUGCUUUUCUAUCAGACUUCGACCUAUUACGAGAUCCCGGCACACGCGAAGGAAUUCAAGACAUGUCCAAGAAAACCUGGGCUACACCAGCUGGACGAGCAAUGAUGGACAGAUACUUUAAGAUCAAGCAUGCUGAGGAGGAGGUCGACCGUCUCAAUAUUGAGAUUCCACGCUUACUCACGUACAUGGCUGAUGAGGAUCAGUACCUCAAAGCACAACAGAGUCACCUUGGAGAGAUCAUGCCAACCUUGGCACAUCAAAUCUGCUGUUAUCGUCUCGAAAGGGCACAUUUUUAUGACCAGCAUCACAAACGCUUCCCUCAUCUAUCAGGAAGAGCUGGUGUCAUGGUUUCCUUGUCGAUAGGGAAGGUGGCAGGAAUCAGGCCAGGAUGGAAUGGACCGACAUUGUCAGAAGCUACUGUUGCUGAUGAGACUGGUCAUGCAAUGACUGGCGGUGACUUAUAUGAUCCAGAUUGUGCUGUUGAUGGUAUUGAUGCUGAUGACGAUGAUGACCAGGAUGAUACAGAUGAUCAGGUUGAAGAGCAGCUUGUUACCCUUCUAGAUACAUUUUCACUGUGA
Desarmillaria tabescens is the source of this 1131-nucleotide messenger RNA. RefSeq lists its product as uncharacterized. Bases 1 to 1131 code for a protein of 376 amino acids. The transcript has 4 exons. NCBI's taxonomy places the organism in Eukaryota, Fungi, Basidiomycota, Agaricomycetes, Agaricales, Physalacriaceae. The record is from RefSeq and is a predicted model, not a curated record.